Molecule: messenger RNA, 1690 nt
Organism: Symbiodinium necroappetens
Lineage: Eukaryota; Dinophyceae; Suessiales; Symbiodiniaceae
Source: the annotation of a GenBank genome assembly
AUGAAGAAGUUUGCCGAGGUCCAGCAGGAAAACCGGGAGGCUUUCGUCAACGUGAACAAUCAUUUCUUCCAGCACCAGGACACAAAUCCCUUCGCAGCUAUGGAGUCGCCUGAUUCCUGGCCGGAGCUUUACAAGAGCCGGGAAUACAAAGAGUGGGCGGAAACGAGCAUCGAGAUUUGCAUGUCCUUCCUGGACAAGAUGGGCGUGCCGUUGACCAAGGAGGAAAGGGAAGAAAUGGAGGUGGUCACAUGGGCAGCGGUGUACCCUACGAUGAAGCCGAAGGACCCUGUCACGCAUUACUACCAUGCCCACCAGGAGUCCAUCGUGAGCUUUGUCCUCUACGUGAAAAUGCCUGAACCAACGACACCUUUGACAAUCUCCGACCCGCGGGGUGCUCCGCCGAUCGAAGAUUUCGAGUGGUUCCAGGACCGAGGUGAUAUGGGUGUGGACAGCGAGCCUCCGUUCCACCGGCCUGCGGCCUUCUAUGCAGAGGAGGGCGACAUCCUGAUCUUUCCCUCUUUCGCCAUUCACAAGGUCCCGCCGCACAUCGGGAAGGGCACCCGCGUCGUAUUUCCAUCGAACUGCCACCUGCCAAAGAAACGCAGGAAGUUGUCUGGGAAGCACAAGGGGAGCGAGAGCCCCCUGGAUGGGUGGGAGCGCGUCGCCAAGCCUGAGGCACCCGCAGCACGGCCUGCAGCAGUGGCGAGCUACGCCGCGCACGCCAAGGCCGCGCUGGACUUGGCCGAGAAGCUGAAGGAUCCGUACAUGAAGAUGUGGGAGGUGCAGAACCAAGUUAUGGCCAUGCUCCAAUUCGGAGCGUCAGAUGCCACGGCUUGGCUUGCGGCAGGGAAUAUCUCUGCCCGCGUCGCUGUGAUCCUCGACAUGAGAGGCGAGGGCGAGUACUACCUGGAUGCUGCUCUCAUGUUCGCCCGCGCCAUCCUGCUUGAUCCGAGCAUUCGUCCCAAAGUAGAGCAAUGCCUGAAAGACCUCAUCCCGCAGAAGGUCCCCAAGAAGUACAAGGCUGCUUACGCCGCGCUGAUGCACUGGAGGAAGCUGAUCAUCUCAUGGGGCGACACGCCACCGGAGGUCGAGUUUUCGCAGUUCCUCCACCCUGCGCUGAACGGGGCAGAUCGCUGCAGCCGCAUGUGUUCCCAGCGCAGAGAGCCAGCUCUCAGGACGCUGCGGCUGCUGCGGGUGUUCGGCACCCAGGUUCACGUCAUGCAGACGAGGCAAGUCCGAGAGGUUGAGGAGGCGGUCGCAAAGCUGCUGGAGGCCGACGUCCCCAGUGCAGCCGUAGUAUCCUCCCCGGCUUCAGUGGAUGCAGAGGGUCCAUGGCGGGAGAACCGGAGUGCUUCGAUGGUGGCGGUUCUGUGCGAUGGGUCAGCAACGGUGAGCUUCGCCGACCCGCGGGGUAGGUGGAGCCGCAAUUGGCCAGGCAGCGUUCCAAUGAAGGGCGAGCUCCUGGGCCUCGAGCCCAAGGCCCCCUUCCACUGGCACAGCGAGGUCCCUUGCAAGGAAGGUGAAGCGAUCUUCUUCCCAGGGUGGCUACGCUACAAACUCUCCAGCGCGGAGACUGUGCGUGCGUAUGCUGCGUGGAUGACAAUCAUGUUCAAUUCCGCUUAUGGCUCUGCCAAGUUAGACAGGUCCUGGCAGUUCCGCUACUUCGGCUGCACGCCUUUCUGGGGCCAUG